AUGUCCGACCACACGCCCACCCCUGACAUCACGCUCUUCUUCCUGGGCGCCUCGCGCGCCAUCCGCAUCGCUUGGCUCCUCGAGGAACUCAACCUGCCGUACCACCUGGUGUCGUCGCCGCGGGCGUCCAACGGCCUCGCGCCCGACGAGUUCAAGAGCCAGAUCCCGACGAGGAUGGCCAAGAGCCCCGUGAUCAGGGACGGGGAUUUGGUGGUCCAGGAGAGCGCGGCGAUUGUCGAAUAUCUCUGCGAAACAUACGACCUCCAAGGCCGUCUCCUCCCGCCCCCGCAAGAGCGACAAGCCCGGGCAAAAGUGAGGGAAUGGGUCGCCGCCGCCGAGGGGACAUUUAUGCUCCACGCUCUCGCGAUCCUCUACGCACGCUGGCGCCUCCCCAAGGCUGCCUCCACAUACCUCGCAGAAAUGGAACAGGGUCUCGCCCCCAACGUCCACAACGACCUCAACUGGCUCGAAUCCGAGUUGGCAGACGGGAGACGGUACCUGGUGAGGCGCGGCGGAGACGAAGGCGAUACCAGAGGCGUGGUGGCCCACCACGAUAGCGACAGCAUCUCGGCCGCGGACAUCAUGAUGGGAUUCAGCGUCGACUUCAUCUUCGCCCGGGACCUGGGGGCCCAGGGCGGCGCGGCGCACGACUGGCCCAAUGUGCGGAGGUGGUUGCACGGCAUCAAGCAGCGCGAGGCAUAUACGAGGGCGGUCAAGAAGACCGGCUAUACUCUGUAA
Messenger RNA from Fonsecaea nubica, 738 nucleotides. RefSeq lists its product as hypothetical. Lineage: Eukaryota; Fungi; Ascomycota; Eurotiomycetes; Chaetothyriales; Herpotrichiellaceae. The record is from RefSeq and is a predicted model, not a curated record. The transcript has 3 exons. Bases 1 to 738 code for a protein of 245 amino acids.